Molecule: messenger RNA, 1959 nt
Organism: Cavenderia fasciculata
Lineage: Eukaryota; Evosea; Eumycetozoa; Acytosteliales; Cavenderiaceae
Exons: 2
Coding region: 1-1959 (652 amino acids)
Biological process (GO): symbiont-mediated killing of host cell
Molecular function (GO): toxin activity
Source: RefSeq, a predicted model, not a curated record
AUGGAACCAAUUAACAAUCAAUUAAAAGGUAGUGAAAUUCCAAAGGAAGUAAAACAAUUAGUCUCAUCAAAGAUGGGAAAACAAGGAUCCAAGAUCUUGGAUAAAAUCCUAGCAAAGGAAAAAAGUGAAUUGAUCAAGUUGAUCAAUGGCCAAGGAGUUGACCCAUUAAACAUUUUUAAAGGUCUUCUUUUAGCUGGUGUUUCAUUAGUACCUUAUGUUGGUGGCAUUUUAUCAACACUUAUUGAUGUAAUUUGGAGUGCAGCUGAAUCAAAGGAUGAUAGUGCAGGUGAAAAGAUGAGUAAAAAGUUUACAGAUGCGAUGACCAAGCUUAUCAAGCAAGGUAUUGAGAAGUAUGACAAGGACACUCUUCAUGCAUUCUUUUUCGGUCUCACCGCAGUCAGCGAAGAGUACCAAAGGGUAUUUCAACUCUGGCAAAAGAAUCCAACCAACAACAGUACCAUCCAAUCAGUGAGAACUGCUCAUGAGGAUGCUCACAUUAGUUUUAUCCAAACCAUUCCACAUGCUCAAAAGCCAGGCUAUGAGGUAUCCGAGUUGGUCUUUUUCGCAUUGAUGGCCACCAACCAUCUGUCAAUCAUGGCUGAUCGUCUCAUGUAUGGUCGUGCAUGGCAACUCACCGAUGAAGAGAUUGAAUCUUUUGAAAAGGUUUAUUCUGAUGCUGUGACCAAGUACACCAAGUACUGUUUGGAUGCCUACAACAUUGGAUUAAAGGCCGUUCAAGAGUCGAGUGAGGAUGUACCAAAGGAAAUGUACAAGGAUGUGUACCAAUGGAACCGUGUAAACCAGUACAAGAGCGAUAUGAUCAUCAAUGUCUUUGACCUAGUCAACUUUUGGUGGCAAUAUGACCCACGAGUCUGUCCAAAGGGUGCAGUCUAUGAUACUGUCCGUUACAUCUACUCACCCAUCUGCGGUGUUGUCAACACCACCUAUGCCAAGAAUGGGUAUUUCUCGUGGGAGGCAUACUACCAUCCCACCCAACAAGAGAUCCAAGACCAUUUCAAGGACAUGUAUCGUUACAAGGGCGAGUUUGUCGGAUGUGGUGUCCGUUGCUUCAAGCGAAUCGACGCCAUCCUUCCUCGUGUUUUGAAUCCAUCUACUGGCCAAGUCACCGAGUACUACUAUGGUGGCAAGGGUGGAGUUUUAAAAAACACCAACAACUUUGACGCUGCCAAUCCUUGUCUUGGUGUCAAUGUGGGUCACGAGGUUGUACCUUGGAACCUCAGCAUUGGAGGACAGUACUUUGGUGGCAGUGACAACCGUGUCAUCAACAAGGACCUCAAAGUCGAUGACCACAAGAUUGGUUUCCUCUUUGGAUGUGGCAUCUCUGUCACACCUGGAUUCAACGACCAAAUCAAUGCAAUCUGUGCAGCUUUUGUUCCAGAGGCACUCACUUUUAACGGUGUCAGCACCAUCACUGAUGGUCCAGCCAGUGUCAUUGAUUUUCAGUGUUGCAAGGUUGAUGAUGGAUACUCUACAGUACCCGACACACCAUUCCCAGGUCAAAUGGACACUGUCAUCCCAGUUGGCAAGUCUGCCCACUUUACAGUGUCGUACAGUGGCAAUGGAUCACCAACCUCUAUCUUUGUAAUCAAGUUAAAGGCAUCAUCGACCAAGGGUGAUGCUACAGUCACUGUUUCAGCCGACGGCAAUCCAUCAGUACUUGCAACCUUUAAGAUAUCCGAUCAUUUUGAUAUCUAUUCAGACACUUUUGCACCCAAUUCUCCUGUUCGUUUCAACGUUGGUCAAAAAACUACCUUCCACGUAAAGGUUGAUUCAUCUGCUAGUGGUGCAGUCCAUUUCAAUUCGAUUGCCUUAUUUUCGCAACAAUUACAACAUUCAAUGUUACCAGCUUCCACCACCGAUCCAAUGGACUAUAAUUUGAAUUGGGAUGGUAUCAAGAAUACUGAUAAAUCCAAAUUCAUUCCAUUAAUUAAUCAUUAA